UAGCUAAAUAAAUUGGUAACUCACAAUGUCUAUGCUCGUUGUUUACGUCAGUGCGAAGAAGCAUCAAUAAUCGUGAAUUUUUGUAUUAUUUUACAUAAAAAUGUAAUAUUACAUUUGAUUAGUGCAUAGCAAACAAAAAUAUAUGAAUUUAAUGUCAAACAAAUUUUGAGAAACUCAUAAAACAUAGGUUUUAAAGUAUUAUAACCUCAACAUCAUCUAGUCUUGUGAAGUGUUGUGUAGUUAUCAUUGUUAGUUGUAAUUAUGUCGCUCCAACUGUCCCGGCGGGAGGUGGAGGAACUGCGUACAUUGCUGGACCGCGCUAUAUACAGGACCAUCGGGAAAUCGGACAGCUCCCUGCUCGCUGUCGUUUCCACUUGUCUCACCAAUGGAUAUGAACGCAGAAAGAUCAUAGACAGGAUAUCAUCUCACAUAGAUCCAAAAAAGGCGAAUAAGUUAGCCGACAAAGUCAUAGCAUUAGGACUGGAGUUGGCCUCAUCUUCAAAAUCACAGAAACGAAAGCAUGACUCAUCAGAUAGAGAUAGGGACUUCAAGAGGUCGAGACAUGACGAUGAUCGAGAUAGAGGAGAGGAGAGGAGGAAGGAGGCUGAAGACAAGUUGGGUAAUGGGAUGGAGCUGCCGUCCCUGUUGCCAGAAGGGGAGACUGUGGGUUCAAAGAUAGCUGUGCUCAGUGCGGAUAGGAUUAAGCUAAUGAUGGCGAACGCUCAGAAGGAGAUAGAGGAGCGCAAGCGCGCGCUGGUCGCGAUGAAGGGCGGCUCUCAAGAGCAGAAGCCGAGCGUGAACGCGGCCGUGGCAGCCGCGCAGCAUCUCAAGGUGCAGAUGCAGCAAAACAACGCGAUCCCACCACCAAGCGUUAUCAAACCGGUGCUGUACUCCAAACCAGCUGCAAUCAGUCACGAAGAGUUGGAGAAGCAGAGGAAGAUAGCGGAGUUGCAGGCCAGGAUACAAAGGAAGCUGGCGGGUGGCGCGCUGGUGCCGGCGGGUCCGACGGGCCCCGCGCCGCUCAUCCUGGACCGCGAGGGGCGCACCAUCGACACCUCCGGCAAGCGAGUCCAGCUCACGCACGUCGCGCCCACCUUGAAGGCGAACAUCCGCGCGAAGCGUCGCGAGGAGUUCCGCGCGCAGCUGUCGCUGAGCGCGGGCGAGCCGCUGGAGGCGGCGUGGAACGACCCGCGCGUGCCCGCCAAGCCGCCCGUGCGCACGCGCCGCCAGCUGCGCUUCCACGAGCCCGGCAAGUUCACCGUCAUGGCAGAGCGGCUCAGGAUGAAGGCCCAGCUGGAGAAGCUGCAGAACGAGAUCUCGCAGAUAGCUCGCAAGACGGGCAUCUCGUCCGCCACCAAGCUGGCGCUGCUUGCUGCCGACACGCCAGACUCCGACAGGGUGCCGGAUAUCGAGUGGUGGGACAGCGUGAUCCUGAUGACCCCUGAGGAGCGCGAGGUGAAGCGCCAGCGCAGCGUGCCCCGCGCCGCCGACACACACGCCGACACGCACGCGAACACACACGCCGACGCGUGCGCCGACACGCACGCCGACACACUCGCCGACACCCGCACCGACACGCAGCGUGUCGACGCGUGCAACGUCGGCGCCGACGACAUCAUCGACAACCUCAACGAGGACGCCAUCACCAACCUCGUCGAGCACCCGCAGCAGCUGCGCCCGCCCACGGAGCCACUGAAGCCGACAUACAUGCCGGUGUUCCUGACGAAGAAGGAGCGCAAGAAGCUGCGGCGGCAGAGUCGGCGCGAGGCGUGGAAGGAGGAGCAGGAGAAGGUGCGGCUCGGACUCGAGGCGCCGCCAGAACCCAAGCUCAGAAUAUCGAACCUGAUGCGCGCGCUGGGUACGGAGGCGGUGCAGGACCCCACCGCCAUCGAAGCCAAGGUCCGGGAGCAGAUCGCCAAGCGACAGAAGACGCAUCUGGAGGCCAACAAGGCGAGGGCGCUCACCAAGGAACAGAAAAGGGAGAAGGUGGACAGAAAGAUAAGAGAAGAUACUUCAAUGGGCGUCCAUGUGGCUGUAUAUAGAGUGAAGGACCUGUUCGAGUGUGCGGCCGCCAAGUUCAAGGUGGAGGUGAACGCGCAGCAGCUGCACAUGACGGGCUGCGUGGUGCUGCACCGCGGCUGCUGCGUCGUCGUCGUGGAGGGCGGGCCCAAGCAACACGCCAAGUACAAGAGACUGAUGCUGCACAGGAUCAAGUGGGAGGAGGACAUGGUGAAGAACACGGACGUGACGGAGAUGCCGAACAGCUGUCACCUCGUGUGGGAGGGCAUCACCACUCAGCGAGCAUUCGGAGACAUCAAGUUCAAGGUGAUACCGACGGAGAAGCAAGCGCGGGAACAUUUCCAGAAGCACGGAGUGGAGCACUACUGGGACCUGGCCUACAGCAGUGCAGUUCUAGGCUCCGGGGUCGACGAACCCUAGGGGAGACCGGGGAUACGUCACCAACACUCACCCCACACGAGUGUUACGUGCUGCGAAUGUAAAGAAAUUAAAAAACAUUUUUAGUGUUGAAGGAUUUUGACCUUUAGACAAUAUGUAAGGGACGCGGUUAUAAACUUUCCUUUCUGCCAACGUAUCCUGUGUGAAAUGAUCAUGCACACGUUUAUAAAUGUAUUUUGUUAAUAAGUGUGCGUGAAACAGAUAAAUAUUUAAGGUGUAUGUAGUAGUUGCAUUCAAAUAAACGGUUCUUUUUUGUUCGCGGCUAUAAGCACGUGGCGCGUCCUGUCUUGAUGGUCUAAGUACUCUCUAACGGAUAAUUUCUAUUGAAUGUGUUUACUUUCGCCUAAAAAGACGUUUGUUUUAUGGCAAACAGUGUUGCCAACUUAGUGAAUUUCCCCCUAAAACUGGUGGAUUAUAUCCCACAUUUUAGUGGAGAAAUAUUGGUUUUAGUUGCCGAAUGUUUUUGUUUGUAGUUUAUAACAGUUAGUGGGACGAGGUCCUUAAUCCAUAAAAAAUAUGCAUUUCGUUGCAUAAUAUAGCUUUUGCCGACCAACAUAGCAGAGAGAUGGCAUACAUGUAAUACUACUGAGAAAUGAAAAAGUUGCAUAAAAUGAGGCAAUAAUGUAUAUUUACGUGUGUAAUAUUUUAAUACUAAUUAUUAAAAUACGCAAGGAAAAGCCAUUUCAUUGAGAACACAAUUUAAUAACUUCUGACAAUCUAUUUCUUUUUAAUAAAGAACCAAAACACCAAAAAGGUUAUAACAUAAAAUUAUAUAACUUCUUAUUAUACCACAACGUGCCCAAAAAUGCUCGCUAGAUAAUCAGAUGUUUAAUGGUCAUUUAUAGCAGGUUAAAGUCAUUGAUAGCGAAUUUGGAUAGAGAUAACUUAUGGCGAAUCUUGUGGUUUUUAGUUCAACUGAUACUCGGAUGCUUAUUCUAGAAGAAACUCGCUCAAGUCAUGGUCACGAUAUUCACUGAACUAAUGUGAAAAAUUAAAUGUAUUUAUGAUCACCCCUCGGCAGUCGUAACAAUUAUACCGGCCUGUUGGAACCGGAUGUACACAGGCUGAUCCCGGAACGCAACACUUACAUGGGCCACUAUGGCAGGUGUUAACAUCUUGUGUACGGUUUUCGCAAUCGGAGCGGAUAUAAAAUAUAUCCUACCAUGCCAGCGAAGCCGUGGGCAAAGGAGUAUUGAUAAAUAAGUAAGAUCAGGGUUAAUGUUUUUGUAACCCGCGUGUUUUGGGGGUAUUAUUUUCGCCUCUGCCUACCGAUUCAGGGCGAAAGGCGAGAGCUUAUAUAAUAUGUAAAUAUACAGUAAAUUCGACAUGGCGUUACUAAAUGAAACCACAUACUUAUCUUGUUGGAAAUUACUUACUCAAGCCAUAGAUGUAAAAUAAAAAUGUAAGUUUCUAACAAAAUGAACAUCAAUAAAAAGUAAUUUAAAUUUUACACGUCCUAAUGCCACUACUACUACUCUUAGAGAAUUCGUCGCAGCGGCAACAUCACUCUCAGUCAGAAAUACACACGCGCCUUAUUCGUUCUAAACUACAAAAUGAUCAAAAAAUCAGAUAGGUAAAAUUGUUUUUUUGGAGGAAAUAUUCAUAAUUAUAGAUUAUUCUUGGCACAAUGUUAGCAGAGGUAUGUGGUUCCAUUUAUCAACGCAAUGUCAAAAUGACACUGUAUAUAAGAAAUGCAUUGAAAAAUUGCAUUUCUCUUGAGAUACUAAUGCAAUGAUUCUAGAGUUAGGGUAGUUAUGAUGUCAUAGGAUGUGAGAGAUAUAACUUCUCUAUAUUUUGACGCGAAAUACGGUGCAAAGGCGAUUUAUUGUAAAUAAUUACGCGAUGAAUCUUUGGUCAAAUAUGUAUGAAACUGUCUAGCAUUUUGACGGAAAAAUGAAGUAACUUCAAGAGAUGAUUACGUCUCAUAAAAUCACUUAGGGUCGUGUUAAUAGAUGCAACUCAGUUUCGCUCUCCAGUGCGAUACCAGCUUGAGAGCCUGUCAUGCAGCAUCUUGAGUAUCAGCUGAGAGCCUGUCAAAUUAAAUCAGCUUCUUAAGAUCGUUAUUUAAUCAACGGAUAUCAACAACAUCUCCAAUCAUAUCUUAAGUGGUAUUAUCGAUGUUGACAGCUAAGUUUUGAUUGUAAAACAAUGCCGACUCAGCUGAGAACAAGCUCUUAAAUAACAACUUAAGCUUUGUUUAUUAAAUAGUUUACCUACUCAAAGUUGAUUGAUUUAUUAAUACGGCCCUUAAUCUCAACUUAAGGGGAUAUAGGCCGCGGCGAAGUCAACGUCAUUAGGGGCCCCUUAAAUUGUGGGAUGAGUGGUACAAGUUAGAUUCAAGUAGUUUCUCCCUAUGUAUAAUCUUUGAAUUUAGAAAUAUUCGAUAACUGUAUGUAUAAUAAAUGAUUUUUGCAUUA
This is a messenger RNA of Manduca sexta (tobacco hornworm), 4874 nucleotides long. It is a transcript of the gene Prp3, whose product is annotated as U4/U6 small nuclear ribonucleoprotein Prp3. The coding region runs from base 262 to 2439 and encodes 725 amino acids. Lineage: Eukaryota; Metazoa; Arthropoda; Insecta; Lepidoptera; Sphingidae. The record is from RefSeq and is a predicted model, not a curated record. Gene Ontology annotation, cellular component: U4/U6 x U5 tri-snRNP complex. Gene Ontology annotation, biological process: mRNA splicing, via spliceosome. The transcript is spliced from 14 exons.